UUGUCACAUGAAACAAAUCCGAAAAUGGCGAAAUUAGUUUGUGACAUUGAACACCGAUAGUUUUUUUACAAAAUAUAUAAUCGUGAACCUACGCACAAUAAUAAUAAUGAUACAAACGUAAUAAUAACAAUAUUUAUAAUGAUUAUAAAAUAAAAGUGAAUGUUUAAAUCUAAAACGCUGAUUAUUUUUAAUACCAUGAAGUCAUCGUCAUUAUUAUUGAGUUUGUGAAAUAAGAACACAAACGCCAAUACCUUAUUUGUCAAGUGUACACCAAACAACUUGGUCCUAUCAAUUUUUAAAUUUUAUCAACGACAAUUUGUUAUCAAUAACAACAAUUGUUAAGUAAAUAAAUAUAUAAAUCAUUUAAUCAACAUGUAACUAAUUCACGUAAUUGUGUCAAUAUUAAUACAUUAUUUUAAUGGACAUGACUGAAAAUCUAGAUCAUUGUAAUGUUUAUAUACAUAAUAUCAAAAGUUUGGUAAUAAAAUUGUAUAUUUAAAUGAGAAAAUAUCACAAGCAUGGCAUUUAGUAACGUUUCAGUCAUGAAAUCAGUGAAAAUAUAUCAAAUGUGAAAUUAUUUUUAUGAUAAUUAUUUUAUGUAAUAUAUCUACACGUUAAUUUAUAGAAUAAAUGAUAAAAUGGAUUAUCCUAUCCAUAAGUGUAUUUUUCAAGGUGACAUUAAGUCACUAAGUACUUUAAUAAGGACACAUGACAUUGCUGAAAAAGAUAAACAUGGUAAUACGCCAUUACAUUUAGCAGUAAUGCUAGGACGAAAAGAAUGUGUUCAAUUAUUACUAGCCCACGGUGCACCUGUAAAAGUUAAAAACGUUGCAGGAUGGAGUCCAUUGGCCGAAGCGAUAAGUUACGGCGAUCGUCAAACAAUAUCAUCAUUAGUAAGAAAACUAAAGCAACAAGCUCGCGAACAAAUGGAAGAAAGGCGACCAAAUUUAGUAUCCGCGUUGCAUAAAAUGGGAGACUUUUACAUGGAAUUAAAGUGGGAUUUUCAAAGCUGGGUACCGUUGGUAUCAAGAAUAUUGCCAUCAGAUAUCUGCAGAAUCCAUAAAAGCGGCGCGUCAAUUCGUAUGGACACGACUCUGGUAGACUUCAAUGACAUGAGAUGGGAACGCGGUGACAUAUCAUUUAUAUUUAACGGCGAUCAAAAACCGAGUAAAUCUCUGACGGUACUUGACAAUAAAGCUAAAUUAUAUCAACGCGUACGUUAUGAAGAAACGGAGCUUGAGAUUGAAGACGAGGUGGAUAUUUUGAUGUCAAGUGAUAUUAUGGCAGCACAAAUGUCAACUAAAAAUAUAACAUUUUCACGUGCUCAGACUGGAUGGAUAUUUCGUGAAGAUAAACGUGAAAUGGUUGGCCCAUUUAAUGCCGAUUUUUAUCAAAUCAACGGGAUGGUACUGGAGAGUCGCAAGAGACGCGAGCAUUUGAGUGAAGAAGAUUUACAAAAAAAUAAAGCCAUCAUGGAAUCAUUGACUAAAGGAAGUUCUCAAGGGUUUACUAAUGGCGAGCCACCAAUUAGACGAGCAUCUUUAAAUCCACCCCCGGAUUCAGAUAUUUCAUGGGAAAUGUAUUUAGAAGCACCAGCAGGAGAGUGCCCACUUUUGGGUAGAAGUCUUGUGUACAAAGAAAGUAGUAAAUCAUUCAAAGCGACAGUCGCAAUGAGUCCUGAUUUCCCAUUGACUGUUGAUAUGCUACUAAAUGUACUGGAAGUUAUUGCGCCCUUUAAACAUUUUAGCAAACUUCGUCAAUUCGUAAGAAUGAAACUACCCCCUGGUUUUCCAGUUAAAAUAGAUAUACCCAUAUUACCAACAGUCACUGCUAAAAUAACAUUUCAAGAAUUUGCAUUUAGAAAUGACAUUAAUCCAGAUUUAUUUCAAGUACCAACGGACUAUUUUGAAGACCCCAUGAGAUUCCCCGACUUAUGACGCUUUGAUACUCUAACAUUAAUUGAGGUCAAUUAUUAUGGCUCAGGUCUGAUUUCACUUUUAGGGGAACGUUUAACAUUGGAAUUUCCGCUUGGAGUAAGCCUUGGUAGUAUUUAUUCCAGUCACUGUGUGCUAUUAAUCGAGUAAUAUAUUAAUUAUCAUUUUCUGCACCCCAGUAAUUAAAAAAAGAACAAAAAAAAAACGUAUACGUGUAACAAAACUUGUAAUUUUUGUCUACUGUCUUUUUAAAAAAUAUUUAACAUCGAUAAUUUUCACACUUAUUAAUUUAUUAUUUUAUUGCAUUCAGAAGAAUAAUUAUUUUGUACUCAGUAUUAAUUACUUAUUUAAUGAGUUUACAAAUUUAUAAAUAAUUUGAGCUACUAACAUAUCAAUUAUUAUUUUAUUACAAAUGAAUCUAAAAAAAUUUUAAACUGUUGUUUAGUUAUGAAAAAUUUUUUAUUAAGUACUUAAUACUGUGUAUAAAAUAAAUAAAUUAAUUAUUAUUUAAAACGAAAUUUAAAUCAAUAGAUAGUUUCUCAGCCACUGCCAAAGCAAAUAAAGUUUCACUUGCUCUUUAUAUACUGACGUAAUAAUUAUUUUAAUUGAAGCUUUAACUGCUUUUUUUAAUUAAAUUGCACCGUUAGCAAUUAAUUAUCAAUGCCUAAAUAUUGAGAUCAAUUAAAAAAUAUCAAUUUUUUUUUUUUUUUUUUUUAACCAGAAAUAUUUCAUUUUUAUACGAAUGCU
Molecule: messenger RNA, 2681 nt
Organism: Microplitis mediator
Lineage: Eukaryota; Metazoa; Arthropoda; Insecta; Hymenoptera; Braconidae
Product: ankyrin repeat domain-containing protein 13C
Exons: 4
Coding region: 639-1937 (432 amino acids)
Cellular component (GO): cytoplasm
Molecular function (GO): protein binding
Source: RefSeq, a predicted model, not a curated record